CAUAGUGACUUCCGGUACUCAAGGUUACUGUUUUGGCUUGAGUCGACAGUGGAAAGAACAUGACAGGGAUGAGCCUGAUGAGGCCUGCUGUAAAGCAGUGCCUUCUUUCGCUUCAGCGUAAUGGCACGGUUCCUUUGCAAAAGCAAAUGCAGCUUAUGGGACAGAUUUCUGUGCGUAAUGGAGGGCAUGAGAAGAAAAUGCUCAUCCAGCCAACUAGGUUUGAGUGGACAAGAUUCAAGAAUGAUCUGCAUUUCUACCUUAUGCUGGGUCUGGCGCCCAUGGUUGCUUUCAUUACCUACGCCAACAUCUUCAUCGGCCCAGCACAAUUGGCCGACAUCCCUGAGGGCUAUGAACCCAAAGAAUGGGAGUACUACCAGGGCCCGAUCAAGCGAUGGUUUGCCAAGUACGUGUAUGAGACUCCACAGAAGGAAUACGAGCGCACCCUUCAUUUCUUGCAUGAAAAGAGAGAGGAGAGAUAUUGGAAUCUGCUGGACAAGAAAGUGAAGAGCCUGAUGUCUGACCGGCUGGACUACCGCGGCUGGUACUGGGUGGAUGUAGACAAGAGCAUCAAGGACGAUGAGAAGGCCUUCGAAGAGAGCAACACCAGAAUAGCUGGCUCAAGAUAGAGCAACAUAACAAUUAUCUCUCCUUAUUAGUUGGGUCUGGGCUGGGGUUGAGAGGGGGUCUUAUAUUGUACUACUAAGUCUCAUGAAAUUACUUCUGAUUAUGGUUUGAAUCACCUUUUGCCAUAUAUGGGAAAUGAAAGUUGUGAGAUUAGAAAUAUGAACAUUUUACAGAAUAAAAGUGGAUGAGGUUGAAAUGAAAAUUAGAGUUCUUUUUCUGUGAGACUUAUCCUUUUGCUUCCAUGUGACAUAGAUUGGUUACUGUAAAGUCUUGACUAAGGACAGACACGUAGUUGUGCUACUAGUGCUAGGUCUAUACAGACAAUGUCUAAUCUCCUUCAGAAGCUUCUGCUGCUGGAUAACUUGGUCUGUCUAUAAAGUCGAUUCUUUCUUGAAGCUUGAAGGUGAGCUGCAGUUUGAAAACUUUUGUUCUGGUACGCAUGUUUUCUCUGUCAAAGUAUGAGCGUUGUGUUUUGUGGUUGGUUUGUACAGGUUUUUCAUUGUGAUGUCACAGAUUGCACUGAUGUUUGUUCUUUGGAUUUGACCUGAGUCAAAAAUGGAAUAAAAACAAAGUACUUUUCA
Aplysia californica (California sea hare) is the source of this 1205-nucleotide messenger RNA. Its product is annotated as NADH dehydrogenase [ubiquinone] 1 beta subcomplex subunit 5, mitochondrial. NCBI's taxonomy places the organism in Eukaryota, Metazoa, Mollusca, Gastropoda, Aplysiida, Aplysiidae. The transcript is spliced from 6 exons. The record is from RefSeq and is a predicted model, not a curated record. The coding region runs from base 60 to 626 and encodes 188 amino acids.